Molecule: messenger RNA, 2125 nt
Organism: Scaptodrosophila lebanonensis
Lineage: Eukaryota; Metazoa; Arthropoda; Insecta; Diptera; Drosophilidae
Gene: Snp
Product: ERI1 exoribonuclease 2
Exons: 3
Coding region: 729-1598 (289 amino acids)
Biological process (GO): exonucleolytic trimming to generate mature 3'-end of 5.8S rRNA from tricistronic rRNA transcript (SSU-rRNA, 5.8S rRNA, LSU-rRNA)
Molecular function (GO): nucleic acid binding; 3'-5'-RNA exonuclease activity
Source: RefSeq, a predicted model, not a curated record
UUGGUCGGUCGAUUUUAGUUGAAUGCGCGUGCUAGCAACGAACCAAAGUGCAAUAACAACUACUUCUUGUUUUUAAAGUUGUCCCACGAUAUUGUAGCAGCUGAAAACGUUUGUGCAGAGAUACAUAUUUAACAAAAACACGGCACACAGCUAAACAGAGAGAGCAGAGCAUGUGUAGUUGCAGCCAAAGGUCCAACAACAACUAUUAACAACCACUGCAAUUUCGCCGGUCGCCGUCACCGCUCUGCCUUCUUCUGCGCACAAACUUAUUCAAAUUUUGCGUUCUAUGCCAAACAAAGUGCGUCGCAUAAAGUUUUACAAAGAAAUUAAGAAAAAAAUUCAGUGCACGUUUAAAAAUGUAAACAAAUAAAUUAAACGGCAAAUACAAAAAGAAAAAAUUGUGUGCGCGCGCAAUUUGCUGUUGUUUUUUUUACUCCGUGUCGGUGUAUUGGUUAACUACAUAUACACAUACAUAUGUACAUAUGUGUGUGUUUGUGCAGCCGCAGACAACAAAAGAAAAUUUGCAAGCAGCCCUGUAGUUGCCGCCGCCGCCGCCACCACUUCGCCACCUUCGCAAACCACUCUCCACAUCUCCGUCUAUGUGUCCUGCCUGAGCCGUUAUUUGUGCACUGCCAAUAAACAGUAACAAAUAAGCAAACGAAUUUUCUUAGCUUUAACUUUUUAUAUAACUUUUGCAAAGAUUCAACGAAAUCAUUAAGGGAACCAAAAUGGCUCUAAUAAGACUGGCAAGACAACUUGGCCUUAUUGAUACAAUUUAUGUGGAUGGUGCACAAGCAAAUGCCGAGCAGCCGCACAACGCUGACGCACAGGACGAAGAAGAUAACGACUUGGUAACGCACACAUCACCAGCUAUUACAGUGCCAACGGGAAAGACAAAAAAAUCUCGCAAAUCUAAGCAGCUAGCUAUGCAACCGUACAGUUAUGUGAUCGCCGUAGACUUUGAGGCCACCUGCUGGGAGAAACAGGCACCGCCCCAGUGGCGUGAAGCCGAAAUUAUUGAAUUUCCCGCCGUGCUGGUCAAUCUGAAGACGGGCAAGAUUGAGGCCCAAUUUCAUAAGUACGUGAUGCCCAUAGAGUCCCCACGUCUGAGCAGCUACUGCAUCGAACUGACGGGCAUACAACAGAAGACCGUGGACAAUGGUGUGCCUCUCCAGACAGCACUUACGAUGUUCCACGAAUGGCUGCGCAAAGAGUUGCGUGCACGAAAUCUGACGCUGCCCAAAAUGCGGAAAGACAACAUACUGGGGAACUGCGCAUUUGUCACAUGGACCGAUUGGGAUUUCGGCAUCUGCCUUUCCAAGGAGUGCAGUCGCAAGCACAUACGCAAGGCGUACUAUUUCAAUCAGUGGAUCGAUGUACGCGCCAUAUAUAGGCAGUGGUAUAAAUACAGGCCGUGCAAUUUUAGCGAUGCCCUCACGCAUGUCGGACUCACAUUCGAGGGACGUGCACACUCAGGCAUUGAUGACGCCAAGAACCUGGGCGCACUCAUGUGCAAAAUGGUACGCGAUGGCGCACUUUUCUCCAUAACCAAGGAUCUGACGCCAUAUCAACAGCUGAAUACCAACUGUGGGUUGUGAGCAGCCCAACAGAAUCCAAAGAAAAAUGCACUUAGUGACUUUCAGGAUUCCAAUACUGAUUUACUCAUUAAUAUGUUUGGCCGGCAUACAAAAUCAAUGUAAUAUAGCUAUAAUUAUAUAUUCAUUAUGCAUCAAUUAAUGCCCUGACAACGUUCUACAAAAAUUCUUUUAUAAUUUUAUGUUUUGUUUUUGAUAACUGCAAUUGAUAAGACUUGAAAUUUUGUAAACAAAAUUUUGUAAAUGCCAUUAAAAAUAUUUGAGCAGGCUGCGAAUUCUAGAUUGGCCCUUCAUUUUAACAAACUAUAUUCGCACCUGUGCAGCAACAAUGCUUUCAUUAUACUUAAUUCAUACUCGUAAAAUACAUUAGAGCAUAUUUUUCUACAAUUCAUAUACUUUAUACUUCAUAAUUGUAGUCUAUCUCGUACUAUAUACAUUCAACGCAAUACUUACAUACAUAUGUAAACGACUUACAUGGCCUACCAUUUGGGUUUUAGCCUUAAAUGCCUAACUAAUAAAACGACAAUAGC